Aspergillus ruber CBS 135680 is the source of this 954-nucleotide messenger RNA. Its product is annotated as NAD(P)-dependent alcohol dehydrogenase. The record is from RefSeq and is a predicted model, not a curated record. Gene Ontology annotation, biological process: alcohol metabolic process. Lineage: Eukaryota; Fungi; Ascomycota; Eurotiomycetes; Eurotiales; Aspergillaceae. The transcript has 4 exons. The coding region runs from base 16 to 888 and encodes 290 amino acids. Gene Ontology annotation, molecular function: alcohol dehydrogenase (NADP+) activity; zinc ion binding.
GGGAGUGAUAUCCACAUGCUCACGCAACCGUUGGUGCUUGGUCAUGAAGGUAUUGGAGUUGUCGAAAAAGUCGGAGUGGCUUGCACCCAGGUGACCGUCGGUGACCGUGUCGGUUGGGGCCCCGCCAGCUCGACAUGUGGAAACUGCGACAUGUGCACCACCGGAAAGGACGCAUAUUGCUUCAAUGCCAAGUACUACGGAUUCCAUGACUUUGAGACCAAUGGUUCUGUCUGCAGCCACACAGUCCGUAAGGAGCAAUGGCUAUUCAAAAUCCCCGAUGCUAUUUCCUCUGUCGAUGCUGCUCCUUCAAUGUGCGGUGGCGGUACCAUCUGGGUGCCAUUAAUCGAGCACUGCAAGGCUUAUGAACGUGUCGGUAUUGUCAGAAUUGGCGGUCUCGGCCACCUUGCCAUUCAAUUCGCAGCGAGAAUGGGCUGCGAUGUCAUUGUCUUCUCAUCCACCGAGGACAAGCGUGAAGAGGCCCUGAAGCUCGGUGCUAGCGAGUUUUACGCGACAAAAGGAGUAUCGGACUAUGACCAACUCAACGUGCCAAAACCAGUCGACCGUCUUUUGAUCACAACUUCGGCCAAGUUUAAUCUGGGCCUGUUCUAUCCUGUGUUGGCUCGCAAUGCUACUAUUCUCCCCUUGUCUGUCGAUGGUGGAGACUUGACUGCUCCGUAUAUGCCCACGAUUAUGUUCGGAAAUAGCAUUGUGGGCAGCUGUAUUUGUAGUCGUCACCCUCAGAGCAGAAUGCUUGACUUUGCUGCGCGCCACCGGAUCUAUAGCAUCGUUGAGAAGUAUCCUAUGACCCUGAAGGGAGUUAUUGAAGCUGCAACUAGAUUGAGGGAUGGGAAGAUGCGAUACCGUGCUGUUCUCAGCUGGGAUGCUUAAAUUAACAUAUAUAUACUCUCCAGUAUUUUACAUUUCUAUCUGAAACCUGUCUGUAGAAAUUUCCAG